AUGACAGCUAGUAAUAAUUUACCAUCAAUAAAAGGUGACCAAUUAGGUCCAUGGAAACUGGGCGAAACACUGGGUCUUGGUAGUACUGGUAAAGUGCAACUAGCUCACAACAAGACAACUGGAAAACAAGCCGCUAUAAAAGUGAUAUCCAAGUCUGUGUUUAACAAUAAUUCAGCCCAAAGUAGUUCGCUAACUACACCUGAUGCGUUACCUUACGGGAUUGAACGUGAAAUUAUUAUAAUGAAAUUAUUGAACCAUCCAAAUGUACUGAGGUUAUAUGAUGUCUGGGAGACUAAUUCGAACUUAUACAUGGUUUUAGAAUAUGCUGAAAAGGGUGAAUUAUUCAAUUUGUUGGUAGAGAAGGGGCCAUUACAAGAACAGGAGGCUAUUAGAUUUUUCAGACAAAUAAUAAUUGGUAUAUCAUAUUGUCAUGCUCUCGGUAUUGUCCAUCGUGACUUAAAACCAGAAAAUUUAUUACUAGAUCACAAAUAUAAUAUCAAAAUUGCAGAUUUUGGUAUGGCUGCUUUGGAAACUGAAGAUAAACUACUAGAAACAUCUUGUGGUUCACCACAUUAUGCAGCUCCCGAGAUUGUUUCAGGUAUACCAUAUCAUGGGUUUGCCAGUGACGUCUGGUCGUGCGGUGUGAUCUUGUUCGCUUUAUUAACUGGUAGAUUACCUUUUGAUGAGGAAGAUGGUAACAUCAGAAAUCUUUUGCUAAAAGUCCAGAGCGGUGAAUUUGAAAUGCCUUCCGAUGACGAAAUAUCACAUGAAGCCCAAGACCUUUUAGCAAAGAUUUUAACUGUAGAUCCAGAGAAAAGAAUAAGAGCGAGAGACAUAUUGAAGCAUCCCCUUUUACAAAAAUAUCCAAGUAUUAAAGACUCCAAAAGUAUUAGAAAUCUUCCUAGGGAGGACACCUAUUUAAAUCCUUUAUCUGAUAAUAACUCUACAAUUGAUAAAACAAUCUUACAAAACUUGGUUGUCCUUUGGCAUGGUAGAGACGUAAAUGAAAUAAUAUCAAAAUUAAAAGAACCUGGUGCAAAUGCUGAAAAGACUUUAUAUGCUUUAUUAGAUCGUUUUAAGAUCGAUUCAGAGAAAGAAAACUUCAAGAAUGAACAAAUAAGAAAAAGACAAUCCAUAACUUCCUCUGUUUCUAGAUCACCAGCUAAAAAGGCAUCUACGCCUCAACGUAGAAAAAAUAGAAUAUCCAUGAUUAGUGUUUCAUCAUCUCACAAAAAACCUGCGUCAUUCAACAGAUUAUCAUCAGUCGUUCAUAAUAAUUUAAGCGCUUCUUCAAGUACUACGACUACUCCUGCAUCAAAGAAAUUUUCGAUGAAUAAGAAACUUUCUAUGAUUGCAGAUAAAUCCAAUAGUAAUAAUUCCUCACCAACACCUGCACACAGAAAUAAAAGAACUUCGAUGAUUAAUACUGACAGACAGUCAAUUCUUUCUAAAAAUAAAAGAGCUUCCAGAUCUAGCAAAAGGUUAUCCGUUAUGGCAAACAUGAAACGUGGCUCAAUCACCACCAAAUUAAUCGCAACAUAUGCCAAAUUGUCGGAAGAUGAUGAUUGGGAAUACAUUGAGAAGGAAACAAAAAGAACAAGUUCAGAUUUUGCUACAUUGAUUGACGAAAUUUUUGAGCAUGAAAAAUAUGAACAAAUUAGAAAGGAGAAGGAAGAGCUGGCUCGCAAGGUCAGACUAGCAAAAGAACGUGAAGAAGAAGAAAGAAGAAGACGGGAGGAAGAAGAGCUACAUAAAUUAAAUGAAGAAAAAAAAUUUGAAGCUCAACAACUGCAACUCCAAAGACAGAUGGAUGAGGAAAUUGAGAAUCUACGUGCUGAUUUGAAAGGAGAUGUCGAACCAAAUCAAGAGAAAAAUGAAGAUAAUUAUAGGUCAGUAUCCGUCCCACUAUCGAAGGAAACAGUUAAUGACAAUCUACUACGUCAACGUAACUUCUCUUUGCAAACUAGACCAAUUUCAAGACUUGAUCCAGGUCUGUUCUUCAGCGAACAGUCUCCUACUGAGGAGAAACCAAUUUCUCCAGAUGAACCAGUUCCCAAUAAGAAACUAGAUACCGAAAAGAUGAUCCUUGAAACAAUAAGAAGAUCCAAAUUCUUAGGUUCAUCUUUUGAUAUUAAUCGUGAACUAAAAGCCGCAGAAAAAAGAGUUAUGCAACCUCCUACUGUUCAAAAACUCACUACUGAAAACAAAAGCUCUGACGAGCUACCUAAACAUGCUGUAGGCACCGCUGCAUUGAAUUCCAGUACUGCAGAAGUGAGCAAAAUUUCUGAUAUUAGGGUUCCACAAUUCACGAGAAAGUCAAGACACUUCACCACUUCCAACAGAAGGUUGUCAGUACUUUCGAUGUACUCGACCAGACAGUCAUUCUCUAACCUCGUAGACAUAUUGAAAAAUACUGAAGCAGGCACCGAAUUAGGUCAAAGAACACCAACACCUCACAGUGCUGGCGAUUCUGAAUUUAUAUUUGAAACUGUCAACGAAGAAGCAGAGUAUACUGGUAAUAGCUCGAACGAUGAUAAAUUAUAUGAGGUGGCUGACUUAGAUGCAGCAGAAAAACCUUCUGGUAUGAAGUUGAAUUUCGCAGACAGAUUCAAUAAAAAGGAAGAAGACUCAACUGAGCCAUCAAGGGACAUUCAGAAUAAGCUUCCAGUUUUGCCACCACUUGAUGGAAAAGCUGGAUUGGGUAUUUAUCAAACUUCAUCUCCUAUUGAGCCUCAACUUCUAGAGAGACCAGUUAAAGGCGAUAAAUUUAUGGAGACUAUUUCAUCUGAUAAUGAAAAGCCUGAAAAAGAAAUCAAAUCAAUGAUACCUGAAGCUGUGAUUGAAGAGCCUAAAAACGUUUCGCCGAUUGAGGUUCAGAAGACUAGAAAAGACCAGGAACAUGAUAAAAGACCAGUAAUGGAAAAGAAACCCGAGGUAGUGGCGCCAAAACAAAGAGAAUCUGAUCAAGAAAAAAAGAGGAGUGUGUCCUUCUUUAGGAAGUUUUCUGGAUCUUCCAUCUCGUCAAAUAAGUCAAAAGCUGAGACGGAAAAGGUUCUAGUCACAAAUAUAGCCGCUAGACAAGUAUUUGAUGGGUUAAGACGUCUACUUAACGGAUGGUCCAAGUAUGGCUUAAAAAAUGUCAGGUCCGUGUCAAGUACCAUGACUAUAUCAGGUAAAUUAUCAAGUGACAAUAUCUUAUCAUUACGUUCAACUAAUUUUGAAAUAAAGGUGACAUCGAACGGUGAAUCUUCCUCUGUUUUGAUAAGAAAAAAAUCUGGUUCUUCUAAAGCCGUUUUGAGAUUGACAACUGAGAUAGAAAAUAUUUUCAGCAAAGAAGGUGUUCUUCUACCUUAG
Molecule: messenger RNA, 3354 nt
Organism: Kazachstania africana CBS 2517
Lineage: Eukaryota; Fungi; Ascomycota; Saccharomycetes; Saccharomycetales; Saccharomycetaceae
Gene: GIN4
Product: protein kinase GIN4
Exons: 1
Coding region: 1-3354 (1117 amino acids)
Biological process (GO): intracellular signal transduction; protein phosphorylation; microtubule cytoskeleton organization
Cellular component (GO): cytoplasm
Molecular function (GO): ATP binding; tau-protein kinase activity; protein serine/threonine kinase activity
Source: RefSeq, a predicted model, not a curated record